Molecule: messenger RNA, 3867 nt
Organism: Ostrinia nubilalis (European corn borer)
Lineage: Eukaryota; Metazoa; Arthropoda; Insecta; Lepidoptera; Crambidae
Exons: 6
Coding region: 75-1973 (632 amino acids)
Biological process (GO): arachidonate secretion; phospholipid metabolic process
Source: RefSeq, a predicted model, not a curated record
AUUAUCGAUUUUAUUAUGUAACAAGCUUGAAUUCAUUGAUUGAAAAAUACCAUUUGGUCUGUAACUAAAUUACAAUGGGAUCGACAAAAGCACUUAAUAACGAUGGAUACAAUAAAAUGUAUCAUCGGGUAAGACGAAAAAUGAGACUUGUCGUAUGUGCCAUAUUACUAUUAGUUCCAAGUUCACCAGCUCAUGACAACACAGCGCCGCCGACUCAAAGCACAGAACCGGUCGACGACAACUAUGAGAACAAUAUCAUAGAUUUUGAUGAAGAAUACUCCGUGAAAUUCAACAAGAGAUAUGGAGCCAUACCCUGGAAUUCUAAUAAUCAGAAGUACUCCAAAGAAUCCCACAGAUACACGAUUGUCAAUGAACAGAAGAAGAAUAACAAGCAAAAUGAAACUGAGAUACAUAACAUGAAAGAAAACCUACAAAUUAUUAGUGAAACCACUGAAGCAGAUUUUAGUGUAAUACCAUUAGAACUUGUUAGUACAACUGAGAAUUAUUUAGUUAGUAUUGUAGAAAGUACCACUGAUCCUGAUUUGUCCGUCAUACCUCUAUCGACUACUGUAAAGAAUGUGCCAAAUGUGCAAAUUAAUCUAACUGUCACGUUGCCUUCUUCGACACAAGAUACUGAAACCACAUACACUACGGAAAGCAUUCCAACUACUUCUGAUAGUAAUAUAAAUAUUACAACAGUUAUAGUACAAACCACGACGUCUUCUAACUUAAGUACGACUACCAAUGAGCCAAAACUAUUAAAUGAAACUUCAGAUGACUCAAGUAUAAGUACAGAAAGUCCUUCUACUACAACAAGUGUCAUUACUACAGGAACAGAUUUUGAUUUUGAAACUUCAGCUACUUCUGUUGACACAGAAAGCACAACUGAAAAAGUGAAUGUUACAACAGAAAUAACAAAAUCCAAUGUAACACUAGAAGCAGGAAAUGUAACAAUAGCCAAAACAAAUCUAACUUUGACAGUUAACGUAACUAACGCAAACGCAACAAUAGCAAAUCAAACCGAUGCUCUGAAAGUAAAUUCGACUAAGAAACCUCGAUUCAACAUAGACAGCAUAGAAGUGGAUGAAAAAGAUGUGCCAAUCUUCACUGAGCUUGACUCAGAAGAUGAGGAAGUUCCAGAAGAUUACUACGAUGGAAAAGACGUGAUUCCUACAACAGCCCCCAAGACUAACGCUAUAUCGGUAUUAGUGGGUCUGGCUGGGAGUGUGGUGGAGAGUAUGGUGGAAUCGGUGGCGGAGAGGGUAGUUCCGAAGGGGAUAUUCGAUUUGUUCAAGAGGAUGCAGAAACAGAACGAGCAGCUGGAAGCAGAGAGGCUGAGGAGUCGAGAGGAGAAUGGAGGAUUGGGUCAACUUGGUCGGGGUAUCCUGAAGAGCAUCUCCUCAGGGCUGAGCAAACCCUUCACCCAGUUAAUGGCGGGUGCCCGCGACAUCGGCUCCUUAGACAGCGACCGCGGCUUUGUCAGCAGCCUGGCUUCUGGAGUCACCAGUGUCGCCAACGUCGCCAACUCCUUGUCAGAUGCCUUCAAGGAUAGAGUGCAGGCUAUUUACCCAGGAACGGUGUGGUGCGGCGACGGCCAUUCCGCCACGGCGCGCUCGGGCGAGCUGGGCCUAUUCUUCUUCACGGACACCUGCUGCCGCCAGCACGAUGCCUGCAAGAUCUACAUCAAGGCCGGCGACACCAAGUACGGGCUCACCAACACUGGACUGUUCACCAGGUCGCACUGCAGCUGCGACAUGCAGUUCCGCGAGUGUCUGCGGCGCACCAACUCGCUGGUGUCGGCGCAGAUCGGCCUGACGUACUUCAACGUGCUGGGCCCGCAGUGCUUCAGGAAGGCGCACCCUAUCGUCAAGUGCGUGAGGAGGACCAGGAUAACAGGCCAAAAGUGCGAGGAGUAUCAGCUGGACUACACCAAGCCGAAGAUGUGGCAGUGGUUCGACAACGAGACCUUCUGAGUGGCGCCAUCUACCUCACAUUCGAGGCUAAAUUGGCGUUGUUUGUACAUACCUUACUUUUUUAUUUCGUUCUACAGAGAACAGACUAAGGUAUUUGUUGCAGGGCAAGAAUCUUCUGUGAAGAAUAUUCUGUGACGUAGAAAGAAUAAAAUAUCAACCCUUUGUUCAGUGCAGGACAGAUAUCGAGAUUAUAUUAAAGCUAAAUGAUAAUAAACUUACAAAAUCUAAUAGCCUAUCCGCUGAAUUACGAAUCUCUCCAAUACUGAAUCUGCUCUGCACCGAACAAAGAGAGAAAAAUCUGCUUAAAUGUUCCAUGGAGAUUUUUUUAAAUAUUUGCUGUGACUUUCAAGUGUGAAGAGACUGGCGACAUCUAUUGGCAGACAGGUAAUUGUGAAAGUACAAUCGCGUUCAUAACGCUUAUCAUUUUGUGAUUUAUUUAUCAAAUUAUACGUAUUCGUCAUAUUUAUGAUAGUACGAGAGCCCACGACCAAAAUUUUUGUCUCAUAGCAAUACGGCCAAAACCGCAUCAAAUCGAUAGAUACGAUUAUCCUGAAUUCGAAAAUACCAAUAUCAGACAUUUUCCGCGUAGCGUUUGAUCUGACCGAAUUUUCAAAAUUGUCAAAGAAUUUUACCGAACUGCAUCAUAGCAAUAUGUCUGAUUUGCAGACUGUAGUUGAAUGAUAGUUCUGAGAUACCGGAAACAUUAUUUUCAGACGUUAGUGGUGUAGCGCAAACCCGUAAAAUCACUUAAAAAAAUUAAAAAUCAGACAAAAAAAUGUCUCAUAGCAAUACGUCUGAAAAUCUUUUUUAUUAGUAAAUUUUGGUUAUUUGAUGCGAACAAAACAAUUUUCAGACGGAAAUGUGAACGCAUUAAAUUUUGAGACCGUUUUGAAAAAGUUAACAAAUUUUACCGAUCGGUAUCAUAGCAAUAUGUCUGAAAAUUGUUGGACAUGAUAAAAUAAGUUGUCCACAUGUGCAAAAAAUUUAUAUCAGACACAUUAAGUGUAGCACCUUCUCUAUCAUACAACUUUUUGAUACACUUAAAGUGUCUGAAAACAGGUUUUUGGUAAUCAUGGCAGCAAUACGAAAAGUUGAAAAAAAAAAUUAUCCGUAUUGCUAUGAUACAGGUCGGCUAAAUUUGUUGACAUUUUCAAAAAUGCGCUCAGGCUAUAUGCUACGCGCAAAAUGUCUGAAAACAAACUUUUUCGUAAUACAAUUAUAAAAUCUAUGUACAUUUUCACUAUCAGACAUAUUGCUAUAAUACCGACUGUCUUUUUUUUUGACAUAGCAGAAAUGGCCUCCCACGCAGUUGCUACACUUUCGACCGUUACUACACACCUAGUCGGGUUCAGAAUCGUACAAUCUAACGAUUUUAUAGGGUUUUUGCCGUAUUGCUAUGAGACAUGGUUUUGGUCGUGGGCUCUCGUACUAUGACGAGUAGUUGAAGUUGCUGAAAUAUUUUUACAGUGUUCGUGUAUAUUUUUUCAGAACCGUUGUUCUAAAUUGUUACGUAAUAUUUAAAUUGCAGUAUCAAUUAAUAUGAUACGUUCAUAUAUUUUUAUACUAUUUUAAUUAGUUCUUAUUAAACCAACGAAAAUAUUUUUGACCAUAAACUUUUCGAUUCGUGUUAAAUUCAGUAGAGAUGCAUUUCCAUAAUUGGAAAAGAAAUUGGAAGGAAAAACGUAGUCAUUUUCGUUUCGAACUUAAAAUUCCAGAUUAUUUUGAGGUGUUCUAUAAAUACUCAAAGGUAUAAUAUAUUUUAUUGUACAUAAUAUUUACUUCUAAACAACAAAGUUACCAUACACCAUUAAAAAGAUAAAUUAUAUUUUACAUAGUUAGGAUUUUACAUAAAUCCAUAAGAUUUUAUUGAAAUAAAGCAAUAUUUUGUUAAUUA